CAUAUAUGUAUAUUUUAUAUGGGCCAUAUAAAUAAAUAGGUAUUAAUUUGUGACUUUAUUAUCAUAAUUUUGAAUUGCGGAAAUUAUCGGGAUUCUACUAGGUACUAUAAAUUAUAAUUCUAUAUUAAGAUAGUGGUGUAAAAUUACACUUUUGAAUUACAGUAGGAACGGUGUCGGUAAUUGCCGACCCUCCAGCUAGAUCACUUGCGCUACCAUAAAAAUAAUGUUUAAAAAUGUAAAAAUGUACAUAGCACCAUAAAACACGUAUACAAUAUAUAAUAAUAUGUACGUUGAUGGAUAAAUGCAAAACAAUGAUAAAAUGUUUACACUGGCGAUCAGUUCGCUCGCCCCAGUUCCGCGGAAUGCGAUGACAGCACGCACUGCACCGCGCGGCGCCGCGGGGUGCGCCGGGCUAUCUGCCGUAUCGCGGCGCGCUUAUCAGUGCGCGAUUAGAUACCGGCGCGAGCGCCCGACUCACCUGCCGCCUGCCGCCUGCCGCCUGCUGCCGCCGCACGUGAGCGCCGACAUGACCUGCAAGGACCGCUUGCCGGAGCUGCGCCGCCGCGCGAAGGCGGCGGGCGUGUGCGCGGAGCUUGCGCCCCCCUCCCCCGGCCCCCCCGCCGUUCCCGAGCCCGCCGCUGGCCCGGACCCGCUGCUCGCUGAGAUCUUCGCGGAGGUGGAACAGAUUCGCACAUGGAUAGGCGAGGUGGCGGACAACACGCGGCGCGUGCGCCGCCUGCACGCCGACCCCACCUACCACACCAACAAGGCACUGCAGGAGCAGGUGGACGCGCUGGUGACGGCGUCGAACGCGGCGGGGCUGAAGCUGAGCGGUGCGCUGCGGCAGCUGGCAGCGCGCUGCGAAGCGGCGGGCGGCGCGGGCGGCGCGCGCGGCCGCAUCGCGCGCCUGCAGGCCGCCGCCGCGCGCCGCCACUACGCCGACGCGCUGGCCGACCAUCAGCACGCGCUGCAGCUGCUGCGCGACCACCAGAUGCGGUUGCUGCAGGACCAGAUCCGGCUGACGAAUCUCAGUAUAUCAGACGAAGAAUGUGAACGGUUGCUCGACUCAAACAACAUUGCACUUUUUGUGGAUAAUGUGGAGGCGGAGACGGCGGACGCGCGGCUGGCGCUGCGCGACGCGGAGGCGCGGCGCGAGGAGCUGGCGCGAGUGGAGGCGGCGCUGCGCCACGUGCGCGAUCUGUUCCUGCAGCUCGCGCACCUCGUCGCCGCGCAGCAAGACCAACUGGACAGCGUGGAGUACUUCGCGCUGCAGGCGACGGAACACGUGGAGUGCGGCGGCCAGCAGCUGCUCAAAGGCACAGUCAGCCGUAGAAAAGCUAGAAAGAAAAAAAUAGGUCUUAUAAUCUGCAUUACAUCGGGCUUCCUCAUCGUACUGUUCGUGUUAGUGUACACGUAGCGCGCCGCUACCGGGCCGCGCACGCCGCUGCCGGGCCGCGCACGCCGCUGCCGGGCCGCGCACGCCGCUGCUCUUGUUCUAUUGUCAAUAAACAAAUAAAAUAUACCCUACAUACUGUAAUAUAUUGUCAUUUACUUAAUACUUAGAAUCAUAAUAUUAUUAGCUAGCAAUAAAUAAAAACUAGUCAUAGAAUACAAUAAACUUAUUUGGAUGUGAACUAAAAAUUACUUAAGUAAGUCAUUGUAUUAUUAUUAACUUUCUAUGUAAUGUGGUAUGUACGAACCUACCUUAUAUAAAUUUAAUUUUAACACUUAUAAGUAUAUAAUUGAAUUAAAAAAAAAACUCUUAUUUAAAUAAAUAUACAUUUAAAAACA
Messenger RNA from Colias croceus (clouded yellow), 1791 nucleotides. RefSeq names its product syntaxin-1A-like. The coding region runs from base 302 to 1417 and encodes 371 amino acids. The transcript is spliced from 9 exons. Gene Ontology annotation, biological process: vesicle fusion; exocytosis; intracellular protein transport. The record is from RefSeq and is a predicted model, not a curated record. NCBI's taxonomy places the organism in Eukaryota, Metazoa, Arthropoda, Insecta, Lepidoptera, Pieridae. Gene Ontology annotation, cellular component: endomembrane system; SNARE complex; plasma membrane. Gene Ontology annotation, molecular function: SNAP receptor activity; SNARE binding.